GCACCGAGCAGCGGGACAGUGCGCGCUGCCUUUCUUUUGGAAACAACCACUUUGGGGAUCCCGGUGAAACUUGUGAGGAAGACUCCACGGGUCAGCAUGACAUCUCUCACCAACUCCGCGUGCCUCCUCUUCUUGCCUGUUGCUUUGCUCCUGAUGCCGAGCUCAUGCCCUGUUGCUGCAUCUUCAGCGAGAAGGUGUCACUCCAUCUACAAGGGUUUCGCUCAGUGUCUGAUGGCUCUGGGCGACAGUCUCACGGACAACGCCAGCAAGGAUGAAGACACACACGAGAUACACUCCAUCUGCAGAUCAUGGGACGACUUCCAUGACUGUGCCAACAUAGCGAUGGCCGGCUGUCCAGAUGAAGCAGCAGCGGUCUGGGAAUCUCUCCGCCAGGAAUCUAAGAAGAUGCAGUUCUCCGGAAACCUGUACGACAUGUGCUCCAGACGCAACCUCCACCCAGUCGCCUCGGUGUCCCCACACGGCCCCCCCAACAAGGAGGAGAUCAACCAGGAGUCUCUAAGAGCGUGCACUGAUCAUCUGGGAGGCUGUGUCAACCUUCUCAUGCUCCUGGCUCCGCUUGUGCUGCUGUCACUUUGGAUGUAG
Trematomus bernacchii (emerald rockcod) is the source of this 603-nucleotide messenger RNA. RefSeq names its product neuritin 1-like a (gene nrn1la). The transcript has 3 exons. NCBI's taxonomy places the organism in Eukaryota, Metazoa, Chordata, Actinopteri, Perciformes, Nototheniidae. The coding region runs from base 97 to 603 and encodes 168 amino acids. Gene Ontology annotation, biological process: neuron projection extension; nervous system development. The record is from RefSeq and is a predicted model, not a curated record. Gene Ontology annotation, cellular component: plasma membrane.